Molecule: messenger RNA, 441 nt
Organism: Impatiens glandulifera
Lineage: Eukaryota; Viridiplantae; Streptophyta; Magnoliopsida; Ericales; Balsaminaceae
Product: indole-3-acetic acid-induced protein ARG7-like
Exons: 1
Coding region: 1-441 (146 amino acids)
Biological process (GO): response to auxin
Source: RefSeq, a predicted model, not a curated record
AUGGAUUCAAACAAGUCUAACAAGAUAAGCGACAUUGUUAAGCUGCGACGCCUCCUUAAGAAAUGGAAGAAAGCGAGUAAUCAUGACGAUAAUCCCGAUAUUAGUUAUGUUAAUAGUUCAUCUGGUGGGGGUGGAAAGAGCAUCAACAAGUUUCUUAAGAAGACUCUUUCAUUCUCGGACUUGACUAGUAGUGGUAACAAUAAUGUCGAUGAUUUAGUUGAUGUAGUGCCAAAAGGGUGUCUUGCGGUUUGUGUGGGGAAAGAGAUGUUGAUGAAGAGGUACAUUAUACCGACGGAGUACUUGAGCCACCAUGAAUUUAGGUUGCUUCUGCGAGAGGCGGAGGAGGAGUUUGGAUUUCAACAAGGCGGAGUUCUUAGGAUCCCAUGUGAGCUCCCUUUCUUCGAUAAUAUCUUGAAAAUUGUUCAAGAUCAGAAAUCAUGA